UAUUGUAUAAAUUAAGAAAAGCGUAUUGUUGUUUAAAAUACAUAUAUAUUUAUUCGUGUCAAACCGGAAUCAUGUUUAGUGAUUGAUUGUCCGGUCGGGAAUAUUUUGUGGUUACACCCGACGUCAAUUCGCCGGAGUGCUCAUCUGGGCUGAAUCCUAAACAGCUCUGUGCGCUCUACGUUAGUGCGCUACAUUGUAUAUGACGGCAAGGUUGAUACGCCCUACGUAGUGCACUAGUUAUAGAAAAACAAACGCAUUUGGGAUACGGUCCUUUUGCUUCGUUCUAUUUCAGAGCACUGCCUCCUGCAUCUCUCAGCAUCCUUUCAAAUUGAACUCGUUUCCAUUUUUAAACCCAAGCCAAUGGGUAAUAAAUUUAAUAAAUGUUAGAAUGUGAUUUUGUUCAGGCGGUGUUCAAAGGUUCCAUGCUCAAAUACAGUAAGUGGUACAAAUGAGUGCAAAUGUUAUGUUAUUACCUCAUAUAUGAACAGUCAUAUGGAUCACUUUUAUUCCUAAACAUCUUUUUUUUUUGGAUUAAAUGCAAUUAUUAUUAUUAGUAGUAUUAUAAUAUUUGGUUAUGUAUUCUACUAAUAUAUAAAUAUCCACACUUUUCUGAGCAUGCAUGUUGCAAUAUAAAUUAUUUAAUUUUUUUUACAGAUAAUUUGGCCAGAUCAGGCUGGAAGUGAGUGAGCGUCUCCUCAUGGGCAGCGUAUUGGCCUUGUCAUCUCGCCCUGGGCGUCAGAAUUCCCCUUUCCCCCAGGACAGACCCCUGUCGAGGUGGGACAAGAGGGAUGGAAGACUUCCAAACCCAGGCAGCUUUGACGGCCUUCAUCGUAGCUGCAAAGACGUGUUUCCACAGCAGGUUGAAGGCGUGAAAAUGGUCAUAAACAAAACCCUAAGCAGCUUUUUCAAGACUGUGCAGUCGCAGUUUGUCACGUGGCAGUUUGAGACCGAGUACCGAGGCAGCGACUUCACAGCCGCCAUCACCAUGGCCAACCCGGACAUCUUUAGAGAAUCUGUUAUCACGGUGGCGCACUUCCUCCAGAGCGUCUCUCCACAGCUGGUUCUUGGAGGAGAGUUGGUUUACCACCGAGGGCGAGCUGAAGAAGGCGGGAUCCUCACCCUCGCUGGACAAUACUCAGGUCCCAACUGGGUCGCCACGUUGAAUGCUGGUAAAGGAGGUGCCCAUGCCAGCUAUUAUCAUAGAGCCAACAAGCAGAUCCAGGUCGGAGUGGAGUUUGAGGCCAGCACUAGAACCCAGGAGACCAAGUUCUCUUUUGGCUACCAAAUGGAUUUACCUGAAGCCAACAUGGUCUUCAGAGGUAUGCUGGACAGCCGGUGUAUCAUCGGGGGCGUUCUGGAGAAGCGCCUGUGUCCUCUUCCGGCUACGCUAAUCAUGGGGGCCUUCGUCAACCACAGAGGAGACAAGCUGCAAGUCGGCCUCGGCGUGAACGUCGGCUAGAUGUCUAAAUGGAAAGUUCCAGAAGUAUCCUCAGGUCUGUCCAAAUGACUGGUUCAUCACAGCUCAAGGCUAACCAACAGAAAUAAUGAGCUCUGAGUCCAAACGGAGAAACACUUCCAUGUUGGUGCUGCCCUUCCUCAAACUACGACACGUCUGCCACCUCAAAAGACCUUUUUUGAUCCUAACCUCGACAGGAUAAUGACUGGAGAAGAGACCGACUAAUUACUAAAGACAUAUGCAGUUUUAAACAUGCAGCAUUAUCGUUUGAUUCAUUAUGCAUUCAUCUGCAAACCGCUGUGGUAGAAGAAGAUAAAAAAAAAAAAAAGCACUUCAGGACGUGCUGUUAUUUCCGACGUCGGUUCCUAGAACCGCACGUCCCUUUGUGUUUAUUCCGUACUUAUGCUAUUAUCACAAUUUCUGCGAACCUUAUCCAAUAGGCAGCAAAGCAAACUGAACCACUGUAAGUCUAGAGAGAUCCACAUGCAGGCAACAAGUACAGGGUACUUUUGAAUUGUUCAUGAUAUCGAUAUUGUGCUGAAUAUUGGAAUAUAUUGUACAACCAAUUAUCGGCACAUCCCCAUAUUGUACACUUGCACAUAUUUAUUUUUAUUCUGGCUCCUUUUCCUUUAAAUUAUGCACCAUUGGAAAUCUAGUAAAACA
Molecule: messenger RNA, 2119 nt
Organism: Ictalurus furcatus (blue catfish)
Lineage: Eukaryota; Metazoa; Chordata; Actinopteri; Siluriformes; Ictaluridae
Exons: 7
Coding region: 698-1459 (253 amino acids)
Biological process (GO): protein import into mitochondrial matrix
Cellular component (GO): mitochondrial outer membrane; mitochondrial outer membrane translocase complex
Molecular function (GO): transmembrane protein transporter activity
Source: RefSeq, a predicted model, not a curated record